AUGUCAGUACAAUUACAAUUUAAGCGUAAUUUUAUUCUACCACUAAUCCUCACAAGUAGUGUAACCAGAAUUCUAUUCAGUGAAUCAAAUGUACUUGCAAACAAAAUAGAGUCUGGGUUACACUAUCUUGAUCCAAAUAAAAAAAUGACUAGAGAAUUAGAAAAGAACAAUCAACCAUUUAAAAGAAGAACACCAGAUUACCCAGGACAUGUACCAUUAUAUAAUCAUGAAAAACUUUUAAUGUUUUUAGGCUCAUCAAUUGGUUCAUUUUUCCAUCCUGAAAGAAAUGAAUUUAUUGUUGCAUUAGGUGAAUCAACUGCUAUUAAACCAAUACUUAAAAAUUUACAAUCUACAAUGUUAUCAAAUGCAAUUGGACGUCAAAUAUUACGUGAAAAACCAAGAAUAACAUCUACAUCUUUAAAUUUAGACUAUUUACGAUCACUUCCAGAUAAUACAAUUGGUAAAAGUUAUAUAAAUUGGCUUGAUCGAGAAGGUGUUAGUCCCGAUACUAGAGUUGCUGUUAAAUAUAUAGAUAAUGAAGAAUUGGCAUAUAUUUUUCAAAGAUAUAGAGAAUGUCAUGAUUUUUAUCACGCUAUAACUGGAUUACCAAUUAUAAUAGAAGGUGAAAUUGCUGUUAAAGUAUUUGAAUUUAUGAAUAUUGGUAUUCCAAUGAGUGGAUUAGGUGCUUUAUUUGCUCCAUUAAGAUUGAAAAAAUCACAAAGACGCAGAUUAAGAGAAAUAUAUUAUCCUUGGGCAUUACAAAGUGGAUUAAAUUCAAAACCGUUGAUAAAUGUAUAUUGGGAAAAGAUACUAGAAAAAGAUGUUGAUGAAUUUAGAAAAGAAAUGCAUAUUGAGCAGCCACCAGAUUUAAGAAACAUGAGAAAGGAAUAUUUCGAAAUGAAAAGAAGGGAAAAGGAAGGUAUGAAAUUAUAA
Molecule: messenger RNA, 933 nt
Organism: Insectozyma verbasci
Lineage: Eukaryota; Fungi; Ascomycota; Pichiomycetes; Serinales; Debaryomycetaceae
Source: the annotation of a GenBank genome assembly